AUGUGCUCAGCUUGUGAACAAGGAAAACAAACCAAGUCCUCUUUCAAACCCAAGUCAUGUUCCAGUAUAUCAGUCCCUCUUUAUCUACUCCACAUGGACCUGUUUGGACCUAUUCUUGUUCGUUCACUAGGUGGAAAUAAGUAUACUCUAGUGGUUGUUGAUGAGCAAUGUGUUGAAGAAUCCAUUCAUGUGAAGUUUGAUGAGGAAUCAUACACUGAUGAAAAAAUCACUCAUUCUCCUUCUAUCUUUCAAGAGCUUCUCUCUUGUCCAUUCGAUGAAGCACCUUCUGCUGAAGAUAAGACUGAUUCCUCUGAUCCUAUCAUUCCAGUUCCAUGUUCCUUGAAUCAAGAUAUUGCAGCCACAUCAGCAGAUAAUUCAUUAAGUGCUGAUGAAACCCUUGAAGCUGAAGAUUCUCCUGAAACUGAUAAUGUGUCAGUGUCUAUCUCUCCGGAAUCAGCAUCGGUCUUUGAACAUCGAGAUCAUCCUAUUGAUCGAAUUAUAGGGAAUAUUCAUGAUGGUGUCCGAACCAGAUCUAGUGCACUUAAUAACUUUUGCAUAGUCGUUCCUGCCCCAAACUCUCCUCCACUUCCAAUUCACAUCAAGGUAACCAAUGUCGUCUUCAACCCUGACAUUCCAGAGGUUCAUCGAGGUCUUGGACUCGAUGAUUUCGUCAAUUUCUUAGCUUCUUGCCUCCUUCGAUAUGCAAUCAGUGAUGUACCGUCCGAGUUCUUCCCUGAACAAGUAUGUGAGUUUUACUAUACUGCAAUAGUUAAUGAAGAAAACAAUGCCAUCACCGGAACCAUUGGUCAUGGCAGACACUGUGUCUUCAUCACCGCAGAACUACUCAGUGCUGCUUUAAGGUUACCAAUUUUCGAACCCUUUUCUGAACCUCCAACUAUUGAAAAAUGUAAACGAAUAUUUGAUCAACUGGGCUAUGAUCAUUCAAAGGCUGGUACUCGAUCAGCUCUUAUUUUACGUCAAUGCAUGACCCCAGGCUGGAAGUUUUUCACUGGUGCUUUAUGCAAGUGUGUGGGUCACAAGUCUCGCAGUGGUGAUCAAUUGAGCAAUUAUGAGCAACAAGUCGUCUGCUCCCUUCUUCACAACAAAAGACUAGAUUAUGGGGCACUAUUCUUUGAUCAGCUUGUUCAGCUUCUACGUGCAAAUGUGUGUGCUGAUCAUGUUCCCUUUCCACGCUGGAUUGCCCUGGUGUUCGACAAAUUCUUCGCUGCUGACUACUUUUCUCACUCUGGGAAUCCAAUCCAAUGCCCUCGAAUGUCCGUUCGUAUGUAUCAGGAUGAUCCUUUGGAUACUGACAUUGGAAUCUCCAAUAGGAUGAGAGAAUGGAUUGCCAAUCCAUACAUUAUGCCUUCUGUCUCUGCUGACACUGAUGAAGAAGGUGCUGAUGGUAAUCAUAUGGAUCGUGUUGAUCAAGAGGUGGAACAUCAUGAUGGCGGCCAUUUCUCCCCUCAACUUUUUCAUCACCUUACCUCGGCCACUGGCAAUGCCUCCUCCGCACCACAGGAUUCCAUGCCUCUGGGGGGCAACCAUCACAGGGGGAACAUCAGUCUCAGGGGGAGCAUCCAUCACCAGCAGCUCACCACUUCUCUCCAAGGAUGCAACCUAGCUCUCCAGUUGCCCCAGCAUCUGCUUCGUAUUGAGGCUGAUGUUCAACAAAUCAAGGAAGUUCUCUUACUUACUCCUCCCUCUAGUCCAAAAUCUAAUGAUGUUCAAAAAGGGAGAGAUACUGAUAAUGAUAAUGAUGUUGAUGCUGAUGAUCAUGCUGAUGCAGCUAUUGAAAAAUUGUUUGAAGACAGUGAGCAUGAUGAAGAGCAUGAUGAACCUGAUGAUGAAUGUCAAAUUCUUGACAUGAACUUCAUUGAUCCUCUCAUUCCAGUUCAGCAAGAAAGCUUAGAUGACCUUGAAGAAUCUCAUCCGAUAUUAGCCGAUCCUAUUGCUGAUCCCAUCAUUCCGGUCCAAGGAGAGGAUUCGGACAUUGCCAGUGAAGAAUCUCAUCCGCUGUCUCGAAAGUGGAAGGUUUGUGGAUGGGCACGCCUUUCACAAACCCUAAUCGUCGCUUUGUGCACACGAUAA
This is a messenger RNA of Lactuca saligna, 2091 nucleotides long. Lineage: Eukaryota; Viridiplantae; Streptophyta; Magnoliopsida; Asterales; Asteraceae. The record is from the annotation of a GenBank genome assembly.